UGCGCGUGUCCGCGGUGCCGUAGCUGAGUUGGCUGGCUGGUUGCCUGUUAUACAGAUGGGAGGAUAGUAGGAGGAAGAAGACCAGAGAGUAGCAAUUGGUGUGGAGAAGCAGUUACAGAAGCUACAGAACAUGGGAUUACACUGCUGUGACUUCAAAAAACAACAUGUAUGUGUCGAAAGCAAUUGACACAGAUGCCUAAGUAUUCCUGGUAGAUGUCACAAUGUGUUGCUGGUUAGAAAUGGUUACCCGGAAGACAAAAUGAUUCAUGGUGGUUUAAUCAGUGAAGAGAAAAAAAUGCAAAAAUCCUUGGGAUUAGGCUGUACCAACAUCCUCUAGCCUUGAGAGGUGAUAGAAAUAAAGUCAGAGUGUUGGAUAGCAGUAUGAGCUUCCUUAUUCUCAACGAACCCAUCAGGAACUCAAAGAGUACACAUGAUCAACAGUUGUCCUAUGUCUCCAAUGCCAUAUCAGUCCGACAGGUUUAUGUCGUUGCUACAAACCAUGGUGUCAUCAGGAUUUUCCAAGCUUCAGGAAGAACGACUUGUGAUGUCAGAACUCAAUAAGCCAGAUGGUUUGCAGUCUAAUUUUAGGUCUGAUCCUUCUCACUUGGAGAUCCGUCGACAUUCUGACAGAGGGCAAACUUCAUCUUCUUUCUGUGAAAAUGGCGACUGCUCAUAUUCAGAGACUGAUGCCAUGCUUCCUCAAGGAAGGCUGUCAGAAGAGGAAGACGAGACUGAGAAUACAGUUACAGCCCAUAGAAAAAUGCCUAAAGAAUCUCUUAUUGCAAUGGCUCUCCAGAUUCUUCUGCCAUUUCUUUUGGCAGGAUUUGGCACAGUGUCUGCUGGCAUGGUACUUGAUGUAGUUCAGCACUGGGAGGCCUUCAAGAAUAUCACUGAAAUUUUCAUCUUGGUUCCAGCACUUCUAGGUCUAAAGGGUAAUCUAGAAAUGACUUUGGCAUCAAGAUUAUCCACUGCUGUAAAUGUUGGAAAGAUGGACUCUCCUAUUGAAAAAUGGAAUCUAAUAAUAGGAAAUCUGGCACUUAAACAGGUCCAAGCAACUGUUGUAGGAUUUCUUGCAGCACUGGCAGCUGUAAUUCUGGGCUGGAUCCCAGAAGGCAAAUUUCAGGUUGACCAUGCUGUACUUCUGUGUUCAAGCAGUGUUGCUACUGCUUUCAUUGCUUCUCUUUUGCAAGGUAUUAUCAUGGUUGGUGUUAUUGUUGGAUCCAAGAAGACUGGAAUUAAUCCUGACAAUGUUGCCACCCCAAUUGCUGCAAGUUUUGGGGAUCUUAUAACUCUUGCUAUUUUAGCAUGGAUCAGCCAGGGUCUUUACAAUUGCCUAGUGCCAUACCCCUAUAUUUCUUCAUUAGUAUGUGCCUUCUUCUUGGCUUUGACUCCACUGUGGAUCAUUAUUUCAUCAAAGCACCCUGCAAGUCGUACACUACUGUACUCUGGAUGGGAGCCUGUUAUUACAGCCAUGAUAAUAAGCAGUAUUGGAGGACUCAUUCUGGAUAAAACAGUGUCUGAUCCAAACUUGGCUGGAAUUGUUGUUUACACGCCAGUAAUUAAUGGGAUAGGUGGUAAUUUAGUGGCUAUUCAGUCUAGCCGGUUUUCCACCCAUCUCCAUUUUCAUUGCAUUCCUGGGGAAGUUCCAGAAGAAGCUAAAGGCUGCUAUUACCCAUGCAGGACCUUCUGUGGUUCAGGUGCAAAUCACAGAUCAGCCCAAGUGUUGCUUCUCCUGGUGGUCCCUGGUCAUUUAAUCUUUCUGUAUACAAUUCACUUGAUGAAAAGUGGUCACACAACCCUCACUCCUAUUUUUAUGGCUGUAUACCUGACUGCUGCACUCCUACAGGUUUUUGCCCUCCUGUGUAUUGCAGACUGGAUGGUUCAUUGUAUGUGGAAGAACAGUAAAGAUCCAGACAGCUUUUCCAUUCCAUAUCUGACUGCUCUCGGAGAUCUUCUAGGAACAGCAAUGCUGGCUCUUGGCUUUCACUUUCUUUGGCUCAUUGGAGAUCAAGACAGUGAUGUUGGGGACUGAGCAUGAAGCACUAUACUUGGCCUAUUCAAUAUUACCGCAGUGCGGUGCUAUAAAUAAUCACCUGGAUCGUCUGCUGGGCUGUACUUUUUUUCUUAGGGAGCAAAUAGUAAAGUCUGACUGACACAGGAUGUCAUCUUUGAACUUACUUAAGCUAACACGAAUCUUAGAAUGUAUAAAUCUUCCCAAUAAUGUUGCUAGUAUAAGGGGUAUCAAGGUUAUAUGACACUGACAAUUGAAAGGCUUAAACAUGCUUUUAGCUAAAUUUGUAUUUAAAUAAUAUUGAUUUUUAUAUUUUAAGUGGAGCUGUAAAGUAUUUCUUUGGCAUCCCCAGUGGGAUUUUCCAAUCUAUUGUUUGUAUUCAGAAGGAUUUACAUACACAGGAGAAAUUCUAUACAUAAACCCACCGUGGCUAAAGAAACAGCAGUAUAAUUCCCUGAUACUCACUCCAUAUUAUCUGUUUAAUAGAACGUGCAAUAUAAAAGAAUCUAAAUUAUAGAGAUCCAUUGAAAUAAUGUGGGUUUUACAAGUAAUACAAUAUCCUUUUAUUAGAAAAGUUUUCAUUCAUAUUUGUCCAUGUACAAAAUCCCUAAAUGUUUCAUCUGACAGCAGUUAAUGAUCACUAACGGCACAUAAAUGGACUGUUGAGAAGAUGUAAAAAACAAAUGGCAACACCAUAUGUAAAAAUGGAGUACCUUCUAUUUUGAAACAUUUAUAGACACAUCUGAGCGUCAGUGAUUAUUGAAAUGCAUGGGACUUAUAGUCACCAAGUAACCAAGCUGUUUUCAUGUUGAUGGUGGUGUUGCUCAGGAAAGUAACACUCUUGGCCAUGGGCAGCAUGCUGACUAAGUUUAGUUAACAGCCACUCGUUACUGAUUUUCCAACAUUGUGUUAUUAGGUUGCCUUACUAUGGUUUUUGUUCUUGUGCCAUACAUGGUUAAAUGUAAAUAAUCUUAGUACUUUGGGAAAUUUAACUGUUAUGGGACUGAUCCUCCAAUUAGCUGUGACCCACCCAAUCUCACUGAGAUUGCAUAGGUGGUGAAUCAGCUGAGGGUAGGAAAGGCUUCAGGGAUCUGUGAUAUCCGGGGUGAACUUCUCCAGGAUGGUGGUAAGACUGUCCUCCUUGCAUUGCAAGCAAUCUUAGCUUCCAUUUGGGAGAUGGGCAUCAUCCGAACUGACUGGAAAACGGGACUUGUUGUCCCUAUCUGGAAAGGGAAGGGUGAUCUUCUGGAUUGCCGCAACUACAGGGGGAUAACACUACUCUCGUUGCCGGUGUAAGGUCCUUGCUAGGGUCAUCAUCAAUAGGAUCCAUGAUCACUUGCUGACCUACCAGCGACUGGAUUAGUCUGGUUUUACGCCUAAGAAGCUUACAGUCGACCGCAUCCUGGCACUGAGGUUUCUGAUCGAACUCUAAUGUGAAUAUUGGCAGUUUCUUUGCAGCUUUUAUUGAUUUUCAGAAAGUGUUCAGCUCAGUUGAUCAAGCUGCCCUGUGGGACAUUCUGAGACUUUGUAGGAUCCCCUGAAGUUACUGGAUAUCAUGACUGCCCUGUACACUGGUACUGUGAGUGCUGAGCAGAGUUGAGGCAGAACCUCCGCGUUUUUCCUAGUUGAUUCUUGGGUUUGUCAGGGGUGUGUUCUUGCUGCUACCUCUGUUCAAUGCUUGCAUCUGUUCAAUGCUCGUCAUGGAUAAAAACCAAGAUCCAGGCCUUUAAAGACCUCUUGGGCACAGCCAUCAGCAGUAUAUAUGUCUGCAGGGAGAAUGUCAACCUUGUUGAGAGGUUUAUUUACCUCAGCAGCGACAUUCAUGACUCUGGUGACUCUUCCUAUGAAGUCAGUAGAUGGAUUGGCAGAGCACUGGGAGUCAUGAGGUUGCUGGAAAGGAGUGUGUGCCGCUCCCAAUAUCUUUGCAAAAGGAUGAAGGUCCAAGUCUUUAGAGACCUGGUACUUCCUGUUUUGCUAUAUGGUUGCGAGACAUGGACGCUAUCCAGUGACCUGAGACGAAGACUGGACUCCUUUGGUAAUGUGUCUCUUCAGAGAAUCCUUGGGUAACAUCUGGCUGUGGUAGAUAGGUGUAAUUUCUGGAGGGUGGGACUGAACUAUAUGUCUGCCUGGGGGGAUGCCAACUGGGAUCCUGAGCUGUUUCAUCAUGUAGUGGGUGCGGCAAUGCGCUGUACGGGUGCAUGCUCCCCAACCCAUCCUGACCUGGAUCUUGAGUUCACAGUUUUGCAGAAGAGAAUGCUUAGAUUGGGCUGGCAUUGUGUCAUUCAGUAUUCAGCAGUCUUAUUCUGGAUGCAUUUCACUAGCUAUAUUGUAUAUUUGUUCAAACAGAGAAUACCCUUAAUUUUUAUAGCACUAACAUUUUAUUACUCUCUACUGUGUUUUAUAUUUCAUUUUCUUGUUUUGCCUUUUUAAUUACAUUGCUAUAGUAGAGUUAUUUUAUAUAAUCAAUCUAUAUUUCAUUUUUUUCUAAUGCAUUAAAAAAGUGGAUUCCUGUUCAGGAAUUUUAUACGUCCUCGUUUUUUUAGCAUUUCUGGUAAUUUUACUUAUUCUUAUGCUUCAGUUCAUUGAAGCAAAUAUUGUACAUUGAAAUCCAUAAUAUAGGGUAUAAUAAUAAAAUUACCUACUUAUACUACUUAUGUUUUCUAAGGGCAAUGUGCAGUAAGUUUAGAUUAUUAUUUUUGGAGGUUGGGUAUAUGUGUAAAGUUUGUUUUCUUUUUCAUACAUUUUUCCACAAUUAAUAAGAGUAAGGACCAAUUUUAUAUACAGUAAGGUAUAUGUUAUAUUUCAAUUAGUUUACUUCUUUUUAUUAAUAUAGUAAUUAAGACAUAAAUAUAUGUAAUGAGUAGCUAUUGUUAAAAAAUACUGAAUUUUCAAGCAAAUUUUUUUUCAUUUGUGCAUAAAACCAUAUUUGUGAAUAUGACCUGGACACAGACAGGCAUACACGUUUGUAUUACCCCACACACGUUUAUUGUGGUCUUCCAUUUCUUUACAACACUUCUCUCGCUAACCCCAAUACCCCAAAGUUCUUGCCAACACACAAUGACUUUCUCUUCUUCAGGCCGCCUCCUUCUCUCCUCCUGAGACCUUGUCCUUCUUCACUCCCAACUCAAGUCAUCCUCUGAAGGGGGGCGGCCCCUUUAUAUAAGCGCCCAGAUGUACUCCAAGUGUGUUCCCGGCAAUCUCCCACUGACACACCCCAGUGUGGCGGAAGUGUCGGCUGUAUCCCCGGAAGCACUCUGGGUGUCCCUGCUCGUCUUCCCCCCAGCACUUCUGGGUGUGGCGGAAGUGCUGAGGUCCAGGGUCCUGCAGGUAUUGGGGUGCCCCCUGGCGGUGACCACGGGCCCCUACAGGGUCGAGCUUCCCAGCUCUGUACCCAUGGCCCCCAGGGUGGUCGCCCCCUUGUGGUCUGGAGGAGGCAGAAGCCCUCCUCCGGUCUUCUUGGGCGUCCCAGCUGGAUACCACCCCCAUCCGGGUACCACACAUUUAAAAAUAAACAGUGGAGGUAAGGAAAACUACUGUUACAUACAUUUUACCUAUUAACUUGAAUAGUAUAUGCUUUUGGCAUUCAGCAAUAUUUGUGAGUCCUCACUAAUUUAGAUGACGUGCUCUGAAUAUAAACCAAGAUAAAUUUUUGUCAGUCUGCUCGCAACUGGUUUAACCAUAUAAAUAUGAAUGGACCUGGACAAAGUGAUAGAACUGUAGAUUUUAACAUUCUCUUGUAGAAUGCUAAAUGUGAUGAAACAGCAAAAUACAACAGGGUUUCCAUAUUAUGCAGUAGUUCAGUGUUGGACAGUGCUUCCUGUGGUCAUUGCCAUCCCUUCAGCCCACCCUAAGGUAAAGGUAUAUGAUAGAAGUGAAAUCUGAUCUGGACUGAAAAGCAAAUCUCAGCACACACAGCUGUUAACUGCGGCUAACACAGACCUCUGGGAUACACUCUAUUCUAAUGCUGUAAAUUGAAAAUGAAUACAUCUGAGUGUAUAUAAAUAUAUAUACACAUGUAUAAAUACACACAAUUGUGUGUGUAUAUGUACUGUGUGUGUAAAUAUAUGUAUGUAUAUUUUUAAAUUUUGAAUGUAUAUGUUGCAUUAUGUCUGUUUUACUCAAUGUUACUUAUUUAUAAAUGUGUAUGGCACAUAAAAAAAGAAAAGAAAAAGAAAUGGCUUUUGGAUUGUGCACUGGAGAUGCUUUUUGCCAGUGCAAAGUGGUGAAAAUGUCAGCACCACUGCUGGUCUGAUUGCAUUUUGUCGCCUACAUGGUGCCCAGUGCACUGAAUGCAGUUAAGUGAGUUUGUAAAUGGUGUAAGUGUUAUGUGGGCCAAAUAAAACACAAUAUCCAAGUUUACAAAUGGCAGCCAAACACAGAGAAGCACAGUAUAUACUGGCACAUUAUUUUAGGUCCACAUUUAAUCUAUUUGGUUAUUUUAAGCACUGUUCCUGUAUUUCAGAAUGUAUUAUUUUGCUGUUUCAUUCACACCUUUCGGUGGCUGCGCAAAUAUAAAAAAAACAAGACAAUUUUGUUGAUCUUCAAUGGUUACUAAUAGAUUACAUGUGGUACUUCUUGGCUGUCACUUUACGUGGUUUGCUUGGGAGUCCACAAAGUCUUAUUUCUUUUGAAUUGAUUGCAUCUUUUAUUUAUUUUUUACUUUUUACUUAUUAGCCACUGAUUUUUUCAUGUUAAAAAUAUGUACAUUUGUGUUAUUGAGACACUUAUGAUUUUCUUAUUAACAUUUCUAAACUCAAGUUUUAAAACAUUCUGUUUUUGAUUUCUGUCUAAUAUGCAAAAUAUUGGCACUGGUAAAACUGAAACAUUGACAUUUUAAAAAGUUGUGUUGAUA
Erpetoichthys calabaricus (reedfish) is the source of this 6863-nucleotide messenger RNA. It is a transcript of the gene slc41a2b, whose product is annotated as solute carrier family 41 member 2b. NCBI's taxonomy places the organism in Eukaryota, Metazoa, Chordata, Cladistia, Polypteriformes, Polypteridae. Gene Ontology annotation, cellular component: plasma membrane. Gene Ontology annotation, molecular function: monoatomic cation transmembrane transporter activity. The record is from RefSeq and is a predicted model, not a curated record. The transcript has 11 exons. Gene Ontology annotation, biological process: monoatomic cation transport. The coding region runs from base 431 to 2032 and encodes 533 amino acids.